GCUAAAUUUGGUCAAAGAAGUCACCUACACAGAGCGUGUUGUUAGAGCUGUGCUGAGCGGGUGUUUGGGUUGUUGGCUGCUUUCUUCCCCCUUUCUCACACACUUGUAUAUUAUUUUGAGGUGGUGUUCGCAGAGUUUGAAAGGAGAGAGAAUUAAAAAAAAAAGCCGCAAGCGUUUCACUCUUUUAUUUUUAUAAUCCCCUUCAAUUUGGGGUUAAAAAAAAGACAAGAAAACAGGAAGGAAGAAAAAUAAGGAAAUGAGAUGUGGUAAAAGAAGCUAAAAGGUGCCUUUUAAAAGAUCGUUGCUGUGAAGUGAAAAAAAUCUCCAGAGAAACCAAAAAGCACCGCCGAGACCUCUUCCGAACCAAAGGAGUUUGUGUUUGCUUUUAGGGAAGAAGAAAGAUCAUUCAUUCGGAGGAAUAACAACCAAUUAAAAGACAAAUAAAAAAAGUUUGGAGUGGGACGCAGAGCGAGCGAGAGGAGCUGCCGGCGGGCGGUGGGGCGCGGAGCCCGCACUUUCCCGGCCGGGUGAGCGGCGGCCGCGGCGCCGGGCUCGGCGGGUGCGCCUCGGCGGAGCGAACGUCGGAGCGUUGCCUUGGGAGACGCGCGCCGGACAAUGCCCGCGGCGGGCCAGUGACGCCCGCGGGGAAUGCGGAGCGGCCCGGCAGCCGGCACCCAGCCGCCGCCGCGCGUUCCUGCCGCCCGUGUCACGCGAGACCCGGCGGGGGCCGGGACCGCCCGAGCCGCCCCUCAGACCGAGCCGGCCGCCUCCGCUGCCGCGGCCGCCUCCUCUUCGGGGUCAUUAAAGCCAAUGAGCCGCGCGCCUCUGCCGAGCGCAGCCAACUAAAUCGGCUUGGAUGAUUCGCGACCUGAGCAAGAUGUACCCGCAGACCAGACACCCGGCACCGCAUCAGCCUGCUCAACCCUUUAAAUUUACAAUUUCCGAAUCCUGUGAUCGGAUUAAGGAAGAGUUUCAGUUUUUACAGGCUCAAUACCACAGUCUGAAGCUGGAAUGUGAGAAACUCGCCAGUGAGAAGACAGAGAUGCAGCGGCAUUAUGUCAUGUAUUAUGAAAUGUCCUAUGGGUUGAAUAUAGAAAUGCACAAGCAGGCAGAGAUUGUCAAGAGGCUGAAUGCUAUCUGUGCACAAGUCAUUCCUUUCCUGUCCCAAGAGCACCAGCAACAAGUGGUGCAGGCUGUGGAACGGGCCAAGCAGGUGACCAUGGCAGAACUGAACGCCAUCAUUGGGCAGCAACAACUCCAGGCCCAGCAUUUAUCACAUGGACAUGGUCUCCCCGUACCUCUGACUCCACACCCUUCAGGGCUCCAGCCCCCUGCCAUUCCACCCAUCGGUAGCAGUGCCGGGCUUCUGGCCCUCUCCAGUGCUCUAGGAGGUCAGUCCCAUCUUCCAAUUAAAGAUGAGAAGAAGCACCAUGACAAUGAUCACCAAAGAGACAGAGACUCCAUCAAGAGCUCUUCAGUAUCCCCAUCAGCCAGUUUCCGAGGUGCUGAGAAGCACAGAAACUCCACAGACUACUCUUCAGAGAGCAAAAAGCAGAAAACUGAAGAGAAGGAAAUUGCAGCUCGUUACGACAGCGAUGGUGAGAAAAGUGAUGACAACUUGGUGGUUGACGUUUCCAAUGAGGAUCCAUCUUCCCCUCGAGGGAGCCCAGCACAUUCCCCCAGAGAGAAUGGCCUAGACAAGACACGCCUGCUCAAGAAAGAUGCCCCGAUUAGUCCAGCCUCUAUUGCAUCUUCCAGCAGUACUCCCUCCUCCAAAUCCAAAGAACUUAGCCUUAAGAGGGAUAUGGGGAAAUUGAGUGAAACACGUCUUAGCGAAGAUGAACAAUGCACAUUGGGGUUACAGAGAUGGUUUUGUCGCCUGUGGUUUAUGAAUGAAAAAUCUACUACUCCCGUUUCAAAGUCCAAUACCCCUACUCCACGAACUGAUGCGCCCACCCCAGGCAGUAACUCUACUCCCGGAUUGAGGCCUGUACCUGGAAAACCACCAGGAGUUGACCCUUUGGCCUCAAGCCUAAGGACCCCAAUGGCAGUACCUUGUCCAUAUCCAACUCCAUUUGGGAUUGUGCCCCAUGCUGGAAUGAACGGAGAGCUGACCAGCCCCGGAGCGGCCUACGCUGGGCUCCACAACAUCUCCCCUCAGAUGAGCGCAGCUGCUGCCGCCGCCGCUGCUGCUGCUGCCUAUGGGAGAUCACCAGUGGUGGGAUUUGAUCCACACCAUCACAUGCGUGUGCCAGCAAUACCUCCAAACCUGACAGGCAUUCCAGGAGGAAAACCAGCGUACUCCUUCCAUGUUAGCGCAGAUGGUCAGAUGCAGCCUGUCCCUUUUCCCCCCGAUGCCCUCAUCGGACCUGGAAUCCCCCGGCAUGCUCGCCAGAUCAACACCCUCAACCACGGGGAGGUGGUGUGCGCGGUGACCAUCAGCAACCCCACGAGACACGUGUACACGGGUGGGAAGGGCUGCGUCAAGGUCUGGGACAUCAGCCACCCAGGCAAUAAGAGUCCUGUCUCCCAGCUCGACUGUCUGAACAGGGAUAACUACAUCCGUUCCUGCAGAUUGCUCCCUGAUGGUCGCACCCUAAUUGUUGGAGGGGAAGCCAGUACUUUGUCCAUUUGGGACCUGGCGGCUCCAACCCCACGCAUCAAGGCAGAGCUGACAUCCUCGGCCCCCGCCUGCUAUGCCCUGGCCAUCAGCCCUGAUUCCAAGGUCUGCUUCUCAUGCUGCAGCGACGGCAACAUCGCUGUGUGGGAUCUGCACAACCAGACCUUGGUGAGGCAAUUCCAGGGCCACACAGAUGGAGCCAGCUGUAUUGACAUUUCUAAUGAUGGCACCAAGCUCUGGACAGGUGGUUUGGACAACACGGUCAGGUCCUGGGACCUGCGCGAGGGGCGGCAGCUGCAGCAGCACGACUUCACCUCCCAGAUCUUUUCUCUGGGCUACUGCCCAACUGGAGAGUGGCUUGCAGUGGGGAUGGAGAACAGCAAUGUGGAAGUUUUGCAUGUCACCAAGCCAGACAAAUACCAACUACAUCUUCAUGAGAGCUGUGUGCUGUCACUCAAGUUUGCCCACUGUGGCAAAUGGUUUGUAAGCACUGGAAAGGACAACCUUCUGAAUGCCUGGAGAACACCUUAUGGGGCCAGUAUAUUCCAGUCCAAAGAAUCCUCAUCGGUGCUUAGCUGUGACAUCUCCGUGGACGACAAAUACAUUGUCACUGGCUCUGGGGAUAAGAAGGCCACAGUUUAUGAAGUUAUUUAUUAAAGACAAAUCUUCAUGCAGACUGGACUUCUCCUCCUGGUAGCACUUUGCUCUGUCAUCCUUUUUGUUCACCCCCAUCCCCGCAUCUAAAACCAAGGAUUUCAGAUACUCAUUGCAGUUGUGGAGUUUAAUCCCCUUUCUUAACCUCACUUCCCACUUGCUAUUGAAUUGUGAAUAGUCAUUAAAAACCUGUGAUACCAAAUCUUCAGCUGUCUACUUGGAAGAACAUGGAAUAAGCAUACUUAACAGUGAAAAGAAUCUUUAAUUAUGUAUUAUAUCUGUAAUAUAUUUAUUUUGUUUAAAGAAGGCUUUCUAACAAUGACUGACUAAAUAAAGCUGUCUGCUCCUGCAUUGAUAAUGAAGGUGCGUUGUAUUUGAUACCCCUCCCCCCCUUUUUUUGGCAAAGGAGGGGAAAGGAAGGUUUAAAAUAAUUGAUUUAAAAUGUCACUAAGUGUAGACUGAUGACUGUAUAGAGAUGUGAAAUGUAUAAUUACACAUGGAAGCAAUAUGUUGCUGUGUUGUUAUUAGGUUUUUUUGUUUUUGUUUUCUACAUCUUUUAAAGACUUUUGGAAAUUUGGCUGAACAAUUAGAACACAACAGGCCAACUCAUACUCAUUUGGAUCUAUUUAGACAACGUUAACCAAUAUAUCUAUAGCUUUAGAUUAUAUUCGAUAAAAGUAAUUGGACUUUUUUUCUUUUUUUGACUCGUUGACAAGUGUCUUUGUAAUAUGUUUUUAGUUCCCUUUUUUUGUUGUAUUAUAGGCAGAUGAACAAAUUAAAUUUGGCCUCAAAGAGAGAACUUACUCCCUUCUGGAUAUUUUUGCCACAUUUCUUUGCAAAAGGAGAUAUAUAUAUCUUUAGUCAGUUUUGUUGUUAUGAGAAAUUAUGGGUUAUUUUGUGGCAUGCUCUUUGGGAGCUGCACAGUUAUGGGGAGGACUCCCACUGCUGUGCAAGUUAAGUCUUUUACAAAACAAGGACAGCAGAGGAGGGUUUGCAGAGACCUCCCUCUGAAAAACACAAAGAAUGGACUCUCUCCUGGGAUGAGGACUUGCUUUCUUUACCUCCGGUUCUUUCCAUGUCUUAGUUGGAUGUCCCUGAAAUGGACACAGGCUGUGCCAUUGUGCCAGAAACAUUGUGUUAUCUUUUAUGUUGUUGUUGUUGCUGUUAAACUAUAAUAUGUGACUUCUUUUUUUAUUAUUUUUUGUUUGAAUGCUUUAAAAAUCUUUUAAGUCUGUGGAUCUGCUGAUGUACAGUGCCUUUGCUGCUAUGGAUCAAAAUCAAAAGAACCGUGUAGAUAUACUUUAUUGUAUAAGUAGAAAAUUACUUAAUUUCAUACUAGAAAUGGAUGGAUGCUGCAAGUUGAAAUGGACUGUCCAUUGACGUUCCUAAUGUGGUAGCAGAAAAAAAAAAUGGUGUCUUAAGUGCUUAGUGUUUGAUGUCAUUAACAGUUUCGUAAAACUCUACAGUGUAGAAAGAUUUUGAUACUAAACUGUGCGUUGUACAUAGUUCUAAUGCAUUGUAUUGACCACCAGUACUUCUAUAAUGGUAGAUUGUUUGUGAAUUCAGACUUUUAAGCAUUAAACAUAAAUAACUUCUA
Messenger RNA from Pan troglodytes (chimpanzee), 4871 nucleotides. It is a transcript of the gene TLE4, whose product is annotated as TLE family member 4, transcriptional corepressor. NCBI's taxonomy places the organism in Eukaryota, Metazoa, Chordata, Mammalia, Primates, Hominidae. Gene Ontology annotation, cellular component: nucleus; transcription regulator complex. The record is from RefSeq and is a predicted model, not a curated record. The coding region runs from base 857 to 3277 and encodes 806 amino acids. Gene Ontology annotation, biological process: regulation of DNA-templated transcription; negative regulation of canonical Wnt signaling pathway. Gene Ontology annotation, molecular function: transcription corepressor activity; protein binding. The transcript is spliced from 21 exons.